Molecule: messenger RNA, 333 nt
Organism: Penicillium mononematosum
Lineage: Eukaryota; Fungi; Ascomycota; Eurotiomycetes; Eurotiales; Aspergillaceae
Exons: 1
Coding region: 1-333 (110 amino acids)
Source: RefSeq, a predicted model, not a curated record
AUGUAUGAACAUAUUGACACCGACGAUCGUGAACUCGAGGCCCAGGGGUAUACACCGGCAAUGCCCAGGCGGUUUUCACUAUUGUCACUUUUCUCCCUAGGCUUCGCGCUGACGGCUACGUGGAACGGCUUCGGGAGCGCUAUCGGAACCAGUCUGGCCGAAUCCUCGUCAUCGGGAACUAUAUGGACUCUGGUCAUUGCUGCCUUGAUGAAUCUCGUCGUUUCGCUCGGCAUGGCGGAGCUCGUUUCGGCUUUCCCAAACUCUGGAGCACAAUAUUAUUGGUCGUUCAAAGUUGCGAGUCCGGAAUGGGCACCUUUUGCGUCAUACAUGUAA